AAGCUUCUGUAACAUACUUCAGUUGGACCCACACAUGCCUCUGUAACAACCUCACCACUACUGGGUUCCGUUGAGUACCACCCUAGUGCUACCAUGGAAUCCCAUGAUAGCAUAAGUAAAUCGCUGCUAUUAAAUACCACCCAUUGGAUUCCUAUCGCAUCAUGGACACUACUAGUUGUACUACUAUAGUACUGGCACUGCUAUGGCUAUCCACGUGUUGCCAGGCACUGUGUUUCUUAUUGGCUCUGAUAGCCGAAUUAGACAAUAUUCCAGCAGUAUCGACUACUACUACCCUAUCUACUGUACUGCUCGGAGUAUGUCUAUGGCAAUGCAAGAAGGCAGGGUACCUCGUAUCCCCAAUGACCUGGUACCACUGGGCACUACUGAUACUACUAGUAAUACUGCAGGUAGUGGCACUGAUAAUGAGGUUUCUGAGUCAACUUGAUUGGCAGGAUCGUGAAAGUUACGUCGCCACAUGGACAUAUCCCAUUUAUGCAGUUGCGGCCGUAUUACUGGCUAUACUCGGUGGUACCCUAUAUUGUGGCUGGAAGUGUAACCUAUUCUGCAGACCAUGUUGCAAAAGUCAGUACAUUUGCUAUGGUAGUGCAAUAGUGGUAGUACUAGUUAUUCUGAUAUUACUGGGAGUAACAGUUUCAAUGGCAAAGUAUCGUGCUAGUGAUCACCAUGGUGUCGUCAAUGAAGGGCAGACCGAGACACUGAUUAUUGGAUACCUUGAAAAAAUGACACUACCAAUUACCCAGUGCUAUACCAUGGCAAUUAUAUGGAAUACAACACUGAAAUUACCCUAUACUGUACUGGAAGUGGUUGCACUGUUGACAUCGGCGCUAGCGGCAGCCUCAUUAUUGACAUUGGCAAUACUGGGUGGUAAUCGUGGAGUUCUACUCAGUAGUACGACGUUUCCUUUCCUAGCACUCCACCUAGUUUUCUUGGGAAUUACUUGGUACUGCCUGCAAUAUAAAGAUGUAUUCUAUUGGCCCAAGGAUUACAUGUGCUUCGGGAUAGUGGUAAUAGUUCUACUGCUGGUAUUGAUAGUGGCAGUGAUUGUUAAUGUAAGCGACGAACACGAAGGAGAUCAUGUUGUAAAAUAUAUCCUCCUGGGCUACUCCAUAUUACUGAUGGUACCGACAUUGUGGUAUGCAUACCGAUGUGGUCUACUUACAUGGAAGUGGAGCCUUCAAAAGAAAAAGGGUCUCAAGGCUACUGACAGUGCCGAGAGUCAUGACAUCAUGACAGAAGAUACUGAUAUCGCAAAAUAAUAGUACUGAGAGUGCUACUAUU
Babesia bovis T2Bo is the source of this 1299-nucleotide messenger RNA. RefSeq lists its product as uncharacterized. The record is from RefSeq and is a predicted model, not a curated record. Bases 162 to 1277 code for a protein of 371 amino acids. NCBI's taxonomy places the organism in Eukaryota, Apicomplexa, Aconoidasida, Piroplasmida, Babesiidae. The transcript has a single exon.